AUGGAUGCACCCGAGCCCGAGACGCCGUUCGCGGCCGUGUCGACCCAAGCUACCAAGCUGGGCCGCAUAUACCAGAGAUCGACCCCUUACAUUGCCUACAGAUGGAUCGGCUUCGGCGUGCUGUUCCUCAUGUUCACCCUGCGCAUCGUCUUUGCGCAGGGCUGGUACAUUGUCGCCUACUCCCUCGGCAUCUACCUCCUCAACCUCUUCCUCGCCUUCAUCUCCCCCAAAUUCGACCCCUCGCUCGAAGCCGACACGGACAUGGAAGACGGCGUGCCCGCGGGCCAGGACUCGUCGCUGCCCACCAAGAACGACCAGGAGUUCAAGCCAUUUGUGCGCCGCCUGCCGGAGUUCAAGUUCUGGCACUCGGCCACGCGCGCCACGCUCAUCGGCUUCCUGUGCUGCUGGAGCGAGAUUUUCAACCUGCCCGUCUUUUGGCCGGUGUUGGUGAUGUAUUGGUUGAUUCUGGUGUUUUUGACCAUGAGGAGGCAGAUACAGAGUAUGAUUAAGUACAGAUAUGUGCCGUGGGAUUUCGGCAAGACCAAGUACUCUGCGAAAUGA
Neohortaea acidophila is the source of this 561-nucleotide messenger RNA. Its product is annotated as retrieval of early ER protein Rer1. Bases 1 to 561 code for a protein of 186 amino acids. Gene Ontology annotation, cellular component: Golgi membrane. The record is from RefSeq and is a predicted model, not a curated record. Lineage: Eukaryota; Fungi; Ascomycota; Dothideomycetes; Mycosphaerellales; Teratosphaeriaceae. Gene Ontology annotation, biological process: protein retention in ER lumen; retrograde vesicle-mediated transport, Golgi to endoplasmic reticulum. The transcript has 4 exons.